UUUUUCCAUUUGCAUCACACUUUGUAGCAACACAAAAAAGUCAGACUCUCGUACGAAUUAGGUGAGGAUUAACAAACCUGGAGGAGGAGGAUGCUUCAAAAACUCUGUGGACUCUGGACCUUCAUUUUGGAUUUAGCAGCCAAAGUUUGACGCAAUCUUCCCCGGGAUAAUAAUCUGGAAUAGUCUGCAGUGUCAUCACCAUGGAAGUAUUUCACAAGGAGAAAUAGCGAUGUGCACAACUUGGAGAUAAAGUUUGGAAAACAUUGAAAGAAACUUGUAAAAAAGUGUCUCUUCCAGAUGUCUCUAUCGAUGCAGCUGUCUAAUGAAACCCAUUCACACCCCUCAGGAAAAAGUUGCUACUUUCUUUAUUUCUAGCAAUUUUGUGGACUUCUGGGAAUAAUAUAUGACCUCUUUCGCUUUGCAUUGGGAUUUUCCUUCAAUGAAAUCAGGUUAACGGGAUUUUGUUUCACUCCAUAUGCUGGAAAUUACACCUCGUCGAAGUUUCUGGAAAUGGACGGACACCGAGGAGACAAAAUAAACAUGUUUUAAUAAAUAACAGCCAGAAAAUGCUAUUUGGGUGAAGUCGUCGGAAAGGGAAGCCCCAAUGAGUGGCACACAGUCAACACUCACUGACAGGACCCCCAGCAUUCUCAACAAGGAGCCCACAGACAAGAAACCCAAGAAUGAGAAAUCCUCUGUGUCCCUCAAACAUGAGUUUGACCCCACAGGUCUUGUGCAGCGGUGUGUGAUAAUCCAGAGAGAUGAGAAUGGCUUCGGGUUGACUGUAAGCGGAGACAACCCUGUGUUUGUGCAGCUGGUUAAAGAAGAUGGAGCUGCAAUGCGAGCCGGUGUUCAGACAGGAGACAGGAUCAUUAAGGUUAACGGGACCUUAGUCACUCAUUCAAACCACAUAGAGGUUGUGAAGCUGAUCAAAUCGGGAUCCUAUGUGGCCCUCACGGUGCUGGGGAGGCCCCCGGGGGUCCCUAACCUCCCGGAGGACGAGAGGGGGGGGGGAGCAGAGGAAGAGAGGGGGGGGUCAGCAGAGGUCAGCCCACCCCCCCCUCUCUCAGACCCCCAAACUCCUGCACCGCUGGAUAGCGUCCAGGAGGAGAAAACCUCCAUCACUGACGGGGGUGAGAAUAAAACCAGGCACAGUGAGAGGGUCGACCUCCUUCAGAAGAUGCUAACCAAGGAGCAGCAAGACCUGCAGGUGAAGGAGGAGGAGCACAGCAGGAACCCUGGUCCUAAACUCCUGAAGGAGGUUCAGGAGGUUCAGAAACACAUCUCUCUGCUGCAGGAGAGGCUCAGCAGAGCAGCCGCUUCACAGGAUGGAGCUGCAGGGUCCAGGAACGGUGAGGGUGAGGAGGGGGACGCAGGACCUCAAAACACCCCUUCUUCUCCGGGGGAAAACAGCACCGACGGACCCUCGACCAACAACAACUCGAUGCACAGCAGCCCCCUCAUACAGACGCCCUGUCAGAGCCCAGAUAUCAGCCGACGGGACGACCUCGAUUUCCGGCCGUCUCCUGAAACAGAGGACGCUCCCGACACAGAUUUCAGUGCCCAGUGCAUUGUGGGAAACCCUCCCUACCUCCUCCACCCGCAGAUCAUCGGAGCAGAAGACGACUACUUUGACUCCCAGCAGGAGCAGAUCAACGGAGUGUGCAGCUGCUUCCAGAGUCUAGACGCUCUGAAGGCUCGGCCGGCGCACCUCGCUGCUUUCCUCCAUCACGUGGUGUCGCAGUUUGACCCUGCUCCUCUGUUCUGUUAUCUCUAUGCUGACAUGCACAAACAAACCAGCUCCAAAGAGAGCCGACGCUUCUUCAUCGAGUUCCACUCUCUCUUCCUGGAUCGGACAGCGAAUCUUAAAGUACCGGUUCCAGAUACAGUUGCAGUUGACCUGGAGAAGCGGAGGCUGGAGUUAAUCCCAGAGGAUCUGUGCAAACAAUACACUCAGCUGCUGCAGGACACACUGCUGCCAGAGCUGCACAGGAACCUGGAGGACUUCAGACAGAAGCGCAGCAUGGGUCUGACUCUGGCUGAAGACGAGCUGUCGAAGCUGGACUCGGACGGAGGAAAAGACCCUCAGAAUCUGGAGAGGGAAUGUUGCUGCGCCGAAAACAUACUGUCCAAGAUAGAGGACAUCCUGUUGCCGUCACAGCCCACAGAAGAGGAGAAGUGCCAAACGAUGCAGUACGUGAUGCUCACCUACAUGAAGCACCUCGGGGUGAAAGUGAAGGAGCCUCGAGGCCUCGAACACAAACGAGCUCGCAUCAACUUUCUGCCCAAGAUCAAGAAGAGCAUAAAGCCAGAGAAGGAGGGAGAGGAGAAAGUGAAGAAGCCUCGGUUUCCCAACAUCCUCGGCCCGCCUCGACGUCUGAGCCGAGUCGACUCCACUUCAGUGGGUAAAGCGGUGGAGAUGAAUAAGCAGCGUUCCCCGAAGCCCCUCCCCCCGGCCUCCCUCCUCCCCGAGCAGCCGGACCCCCCCUCUGGUUCUGCUCGGAGUCGUGGAAAUAUCAGCGAUGGAUCGGACGCCGGCACACACUCCAACACACACUCCUCCUCCCCCUCCAACACACACACCUCCCCCACGCUCAGCUCGCCCCCCGGACAACUCUCAGACAGCGGACACGACUCUGACUCCAACGCGUCUCCGUUCUGCCUGCAGCCUCGACUCGGGGAUGUUUUACCGGUGGAGAAUCAAGAUGGCGUCUGCAGCCCGACCGGAUCUCAGUUUGACUUCAGCGCCUCCAACCUGGAGCAGCUGGUGGAGGAGGACCCCGACCCCUUCAGGAUGGAGGUUCAGUGUCCGUUGUCUUCAGACGUCCAGAGUGAGGAGGAUCAGGGGGAGAGAGAGAGUGAAGCCCCCCCUCUGAACUGGCAGAGCCUCGUCAGCAGAGGAGUCCUGGAGAGCUUAACUCCUCAAGAGAUCAAACGACAGGAAGUCAUCAACGAGCUGUUCUACACGGAGCGAGCUCACCUCCGCAUGCUGAAGGUUCUGGACGGUGUUUUCCACCAGAGGCUCAGCAGAGACGCCGUCCUCCCCCCCGACGACAUCAAACACAUCUUCGUCAACCUGGAGGAGAUCAUCCAGCUGCACGUUUCUGUCACAGAGCAGAUGACGGCCAUCAGGAAGAGGAGCGAGACGUCGGUGAUCGGGCAGAUCGCUGAUGAUCUGCUCGCCUGGUUCAGCGGGGAGGAAGAGGAGAAGAUUAAACGCGCUGUGGGGACUUUCUGCAGCAACCAGCCGUCGGCUCUGGAGCUCAUCAAGAGCCGCAAGAAGAAGGACCAGAAGUUCACUCUGUUCAUGCAGGAGGCUGAGAGUAACCGUCUGUGCCGCCGGCUGCAGCUGAAAGACAUCAUCCCUGUGGAGAUGCAGAGAGUCACCAAGUACCCUCUGCUGCUGGAGAACAUCGCCAAGUACACAGGAGACGGUGAGGAGAGGGAAAAGGUGAAGAAAGCCGGCGAGUGUUGCAAAAAGAUCCUGAACCACGUCAACCAGGCUGUGAAAGAGGCGGAGAACAAACAGAGGCUGGAGGAUUAUCAGAGGAGGUUGGACCUCUCGUCUCUCAAACCGAGUGAAAACCCCGUGAUCCUGGAGCUGAGGAGUCUGGACCUGACUAAGAGGAAGAUGGUGCACGAGGGACCGCUCUCCUGGAAAGUCAACAAAGACAAGACAAUUGAGCUGUACACCCUGCUGCUGGACGACAUCCUGGUUCUGCUGCAGAAACAGGACGAGCGCCUGGUUCUCAAAUUUCACGGCAAGAACCCGACCAGCGCCGCCGACACCAAGAACAUCUUCAGCCCGGUCAUCAAACUCAACACCGUGUUAGUGCGGCCUGUCGCUACUGACAACAAGUCUUUCUUCGUGCUGUCCAUGUCUGAGAACGGCGCUCAGAUCUACGAGCUGAUGGCGCAGACGGUGUUCGAUCAGAGAGCGUGGCAGUGUCUGAUCACACAGAGUGCCAUGAAGGGAAAACCUCAGAACAGAGACAUCAUCCCUCCUGCAGCUCAGACUGAAGCCGAGCAUGAGGCCAUUGAGAUCAUCAAAGAAGAAGUGAGCAAAGAACCCGACGUCACAUCCAGUGAAGGCGUCCAAUCUGCAGACAAAGAUGUCGCCGUCUCUUCUCCAGACAUCCAACCGGCUCCGAGUCUGAACCCGUUUGAUGGCAUGAAGUCAGAGGAGGAGGAAGAGGAGGAGGAGGAGGAGGAGGAGGAGCUGCCGGUGGAGGACAGACGUGAUGAAGAUGAGGAAAUAGAGGAAGAAGAGGAGGUGGAUGAAGCAGAACUAGAAGCUUUCCUGGACGGACAGCUGGAGGACGGACUUCCCUUCCUUCCGGAGGAGGAAGAGACACAUCAGGACGUCGCUGCAGAAAACAUGGAGCAGGACGUCUUCAUCUCUCCGUCCUCUAAAGGAGAAGAAGCUCUCAGGACAUUGGCCAUGCUGAAGCAGGCUCUCUUCCACCACAUGAUGAGCAGAGAGGAGGAGAAAGAUGAGGCUCAGGAUCAGAGUGGGUCUCUUCCUGGGAGCCCUGAGGGGCCGCAUGAGAGCCGAGGGUCUCCACCAUCACAGAAACAAAACGGUGACGGUGGUUUCGUGGUCCUCGAUUUCGGUGGCGGCUCGGAGGAGAGCAGCACUGAUGAUGAUGGAGGAGGAGGAGGAGGAGGAGGAGGAGGAGGAGGAGGAGGAGGUGUGGGCAUCGACAUGAGGAAGCUGCUCUCCUCUUCCUCUCAGGCGGGCGGCGGAGGGCCGAACCUCAGCCGGCAGCUGAUGACCCACCUGCGCCUCCUGCAGGCCGACCUGCAGUAUCUCAAGGAGGUGGAGAUGAAGUACAACGAGCUGCAACAAACACACACUGACCCAGCUGCUGACGCCGAAGAAAACCACGAUUCUUCUCCCUCGUUCGUAUGAGUUUGACGCCACUCCACUCCACGGUUUCUUCCGGAUGAUUUUUGGACUUUUGAACAUUGGUGUCGCACAGAAAGCGAGGCUGAAUGUCAGAUCUCACACUUCAGGCGCGUAUCAGUGGAAGACUUGAUCAUCGUUUUAGGAAACUAUUCACUAUAAACUCAAAACCCUCCUGAGGAGAGACUCUGUGGAAACACCCGAGGACAAUUCAGCCGUUUUUUUUCUUCCGCAGUAUAUUAUUAAUCAACUAUAUAAAUUAUCUUAAACACUGGAGAAAGUCGAGUGUGGAGUCACACAGAUGGAUUUAGAAAAACUUUAAGGAGUGAAACGAGGAAAUGGAUCAUAAAGGUAUAUUUGUUUUGUUCAGGACUCACUGCUGUACGUUUGAUUUGAAAAGAUUUGAUUUUAGAGCAACGCUGUAUUAUGGCUAUUUUAGGUAAGAAAAUAAUUAAUUGAAUGGAAUAUUUACAGAGCUGGGGAGUGAGGGGGGAUACAUUCCUAGAUUAAAGUUGUACAUUUCCAAGAAAAAGUGAUUAUAUAUUUUUCCAAUCAUGCAAAAGAGAGAUUUGAAUAGAAGAAAUUACAAAAUAUUAGAUUUUCUUUGUCGUAAAUUUGAACCAUUUUUCUCGUAAAUGUAUGACUUUAAUCCCUCCCCUUUCAGAAUAUUCUCCUGUUCUUCAUGACUUCAUAUUUCUUUAAAACCACUUUUUUUAAAUGCCACCGAUAUGCUGUCAUAUUCCUGAAAUCUCCAUUGAAAAUGAACACCUGGCAACACUUUGUUUUGUUUUGUAGCCUUUAUUUAUCCAGGUUAAAAAUCCCAUUGAGAUCAACACUAAAGCCUUCAACAUUUCCAGUACUGUGUGUCCACCUGGUUUGGAUGUCUGAGUAAAUAUAAUACACGUGAAAUGCUGUUCAUUGCUUACUUUCAAGUCCCAGUUUUCAAAUUUCCUGUAGCACUUGAAUGUAGCAUAAUAUAGCAAACAGACACAGAUAGCUGCCUGCUCAUUAUCAACAAAGCAGAUGGACGUAAAAAUAGAAUCACUUGUGCUUAAGAAAUAUACUUUGUUCAAAUUAAUGGAGCAGAUUUGGUAAACAAUUCUUUACUUUUUUUGUGUGUAAUCAAGGGUGAUCACUCUGGUGGUAAAAAAAAAGGUUUUGCCAGGAUAAUCACAAAAUGUUUUAGUUGUAUUAUCUGUAAUAACAAACGUUUGGCAGGUGAACCAACAUUAUCUGUCUGUAUGUUUUCCUGAGUGAGUUUGGAUUUGAAAAUGAGUGCUUUUAUUCUUACUUAGAUAAUGGGGUGGUGGUGCAAAAGGAUACAGAAAAACUGCCAAAUGUUGUUUUUUUACAGUCACUAAGAAAAAUUAUCCUGACAUUUUCCCCCCACGUAUUUUACAGAUGAAAGAAGAAAUAUUAAGAAACUCAUCCUGAGAUUUUCCUGUUUUCACCCGGUUUUGAUACAGAAACACUGAAGAAAAUAAUGAGGGUUUCUUUAGAUUACCAAUUAAAUCACGUAGAAAAACAGAGCAAUCUUUAACCCUC
Molecule: messenger RNA, 6451 nt
Organism: Trematomus bernacchii (emerald rockcod)
Lineage: Eukaryota; Metazoa; Chordata; Actinopteri; Perciformes; Nototheniidae
Product: rho guanine nucleotide exchange factor 12-like
Exons: 38
Coding region: 605-4912 (1435 amino acids)
Biological process (GO): intracellular signal transduction; G protein-coupled receptor signaling pathway
Cellular component (GO): cytoplasm
Molecular function (GO): G protein-coupled receptor binding; guanyl-nucleotide exchange factor activity
Source: RefSeq, a predicted model, not a curated record